ACCCAUAACAGUUGGCGAGUCGGCUAAUAAGUGUUAACUACUGUGCCUUUAAGAGGAUGGACGAGCAGAGGGGAAAUUUAAUCGCUCCUUAACGGACCAAAAGCUCAUCAAUUGACUGACGAGCAAGAAGGACGAUUUUCGGAUCUUUGCUGCGUCAAUUCGCUUUUUGCAGCGUCAAUUGCCAAAAAGUUAUUUUUUUCUUUGUUUUUACACGUGGGACUAUGUUGUUAAACUAGUUUAUUAGAUUACGUGUUGCACCUUUCAGAAACAGUCAUCGGGAUUACAAUUACGCGCUACCCACACGGUUAUCGAGGGCUUUUACGCAGCACGGAGUCCUGGGGAGUCCCUCGCAUCCGCCCAUAUCCUGCCUCCUGUUCGACAAGUUCUGUCCCUUUCUUUCCUCACACCAGUUUACAUCGCAUAGCUGUUAAUUGGGGAUUCGGAGCAGUAAAGAACGGUAAAAUGGCUGAGGAGCAGGGGAAAACGGGGAAAGGGAUCAACACUGGGAAACUGGCCACCAGCAUGCAGAAAAGACUUAGCAGAGCGCAAGAAAAGGUCCUUCAGAAGCUGGGUAAAGCUGAUGAGACCAGGGACACAGCGUUCGAGGAGGGUGUGGCUAACUUCAACAAGCAGAUGGCCGAGGGCACCAAACUGCAGAAAGACUUGAGGGCCUACCUGGCAGCAGUUAAAACCAUGCAUGAUGCGUCCAAGCGUCUGCAGGACUGUCUGGCGGAUAUGUACGAGCCAGAGUGGUUUGGCAAGGAGGAGGUGGAUACCAUCGCAGAGGAGAUGAUAGAGAAGGAGAUGGACUAUUGCAUGGAGGAGACAGACAUCCUGUGGUCAGAUUACCAUGACAAGCUUGUGGACAAUUCCAUGAUCGCCAUGGAUACCUAUCUGGCCCAGUUCCCUGACAUUAAGGCACGCAUCGCUAAGCGGGACAGGAAGAUGACCGACUACGACAGUGCGAGGCAUCACUUUGGCUCCCUACAGAAGGGCAAGAAGCAGGACCAGGCCAAGAUCGCCAAGGCAGAGGAGGAGUUAGGGAGAGCUCAGAAAGUAUUUGAGGAGAUCAACGUAGAUCUGCAGGAUGAGCUUCCACAGCUGUGGAACAGUCGUGUUGGCUUCUAUGUCAACACAUUCCAGAGUAUGGCUGGAUAUCAGCAGAGGUUCCACAAAGACAUGGGAAAGCUGAACCAGGACCUGAAUGAUGUCAUGACCAAACUGGAUGAGCAGAGGCUGGCCAAAAAGGCAGGUAAAGACUGGAAGCCUGGACCCAAGAAGAGUGAGGCAGCCGCCGCCAACCACAGCGCUACCCCAGACGCUGCACCCAAGACGAGGCCGGCGCCCCCUGGACCCGCCCCUGUACGCCCGCCCCCCAGCCCCAGACCCUCGUUGACUCCAGCUCCAGACACGCAACAACAGGACAUAAUCUCGUUCGAUGGUGAAGCCCUGGUUCCCGACGCUAACACAACCGCACCGUCACAGGCAACCGCACCGUCACAGGCAACCGCACCAUCACAGGCAACCACCCCGUCACAGCCGCAGGCGGCUUCCUGGGACUCAUGGGAGCCUGAACCCGAGCAUCCCCCUGCAGCGGAGGAGCCCCAGCAGAACGACGACAAAGAGUCCCAGGAGACCAAGGCCGGCUGGGAGGAAGAUGAGCCUGCAGCCAACCAGGGUGGCUGGGGCAAUGAUGAGACUGGGGCCGCCCCGAGCUGGGAUACUGAAGGGACACAGGCUUCUCAGGCAUGCUGGGACCAGGAUGUGACCCAGACUGGGCAUUCUCAGGGUGUCUGGGGCAAUAACGGGGCCCAGGUAGGGGAAGAGGCUGCAGAUGCUGCCUCUGAUGGACAGGCAGGCUGGGGUGAUGCGGGUGCCCAGGCUGGGUGGGCAGAGGAGCCAGCUGCAGACGGGCAGGUGGGCUGGGCUGAGUCUGGGCAGACUGGCUGGGCUGACUCAGAACAGAGCACUGACACUGCCGUGGCAGCCGCUGCAGGGGCUGCAACCACUGCGGUGACCAAUGGGUCUUCUGAGGUGCUGCCGGCUGGAGUCAUCUACAAGGUCAAAGCCAUGCAUGACUAUGCUGCCACCGAUGGAGACGAGCUGGAGAUGAAAGCAGGAGAUGUUGUGCUGGUCCUGGCCUGGGAGAAUCCUGAUGAGCAGGAUGACGGCUGGCUCAUGGGCGUGAAGGAAUCUCAUUGGCUGGAGAACAAAGACCUCUUGGCAAAAGGAGUCUUCCCUGAAAACUUUACCCAGAAGUUGUGAGCCGGACGUCCCAUCCAACCUGCACUCCCCCUUCCCCUCUAAUCCCUCUUCCGUCCUUUGGGACAUCUGCCAGGAUAGAAACAAACCGAAACCACAUCAUCUCAAACCUUGACCCAUGUAUCAAAUGUGCUGGUAUAUUUUAGCAGAUUCGCACGAUUAUUGUUUUGAUUUGUUACAUUUGACUAAGUAAUGUAUGUGUCUUUGCUAAUGCUAAUGUGGUCAGUAAUGUAUUUAUGCUAAGCUAAUGUGGCCAGUAGAAACAAAGAGUAUGCUAGUUUCAAUGAAAAAGUAAUGGAUGUCACAUUGCUUGAACACCUUUUGACAUAUCAUGUAAAAAAAAAAAAAACAUGAAGAGUUGCAUGAUCAUUUUACUGUAGUCAUUUACUUUGUAACAACAUCACACCCCUAGACAGAGAUUGGGACUGCUCUGGUAUCAGUCCUUCAGUUCUGACUGUGAUGAGACGAAAAAUGUACUGGUACUGGACCAGAACCUUGGGGCACACCAGAUUAAAGCAAUGUUGACCUGGGUCAUGUUCGGAAGGGUACUCGAAGAAAAACGUUUUGCAACGUGAAAACAAAAUAAAUCUCUGUUCUUAUUGGACAGUUCAGGUAGUAUACCUCCACAUUCA
Messenger RNA from Oncorhynchus keta (chum salmon), 2894 nucleotides. Its product is annotated as myc box-dependent-interacting protein 1-like. Gene Ontology annotation, molecular function: phospholipid binding; tau protein binding. Bases 463 to 2265 code for a protein of 600 amino acids. Gene Ontology annotation, cellular component: plasma membrane; cytoplasm; synaptic vesicle. The transcript has 19 exons. NCBI's taxonomy places the organism in Eukaryota, Metazoa, Chordata, Actinopteri, Salmoniformes, Salmonidae. The record is from RefSeq and is a predicted model, not a curated record.